Messenger RNA from Cuscuta europaea, 2391 nucleotides. Lineage: Eukaryota; Viridiplantae; Streptophyta; Magnoliopsida; Solanales; Convolvulaceae. The record is from the annotation of a GenBank genome assembly.
AAAUAGAAUUUUUUAUUUUAAUUAUCCAUUCCCAUUUCCCCCAGCUCCCGCAUGGAUUUCAGGAAGGAAGCAGUGAAGCACUGAACUCCAGACUCCAGUAUAUGCUAAUUAAUGGCUUUUACUCUAAGUUCUCUUUCCAUUUCAGCUCCUUCCAUCACGCGUAGAAGCUGCCAGGCUACUACGGCUGUCUCGGCUCCCUCCGCUGUGCACAUCCCUAGGCCACCGGCGCCGCUGCUUCCGCCUCUCUCUCAUGAUCAAUCCUCUAAUCCCGCCACUCUACCAUCCUCAUCCUGCGCCCUCCAUUGCCCUCACUUUCAGAUGUGUUCAGGUUGUACUCAAGAGUUUAAUCUUCACCGUCCAUUACUGAUUGAUGAAGCUGUGAACUUCUUCAAGAAGCUUGGCGUUAAAUUCACCUUUGAUAGUGGUAGAUUGUGGGGGUGGAGGUGCCGUGCUAAGCUUGCAGUUCGCGGUUCAUCAGUGCAACCUUUAAUUGGGCUAUAUCAGGAGGGAACUCACACUGUUGUUGAUAUCCCUGAUUGUCAAGCUCACCAUCCUAAUAUUAAUGCCGUUGUGAAACUUCUGAAACGAGCUAUAAUUGAGUUGAAUGUUGAACCAUAUGACGAAGAUUUAGGGACCGGGGAUCUGAGAUAUGUUCAGAUGGCUGUUACAACCCAUGACACCUCUCUUCCAACCUCAGAAAGAUAUAAUAAGGGUAAAGUUCAGGUUUCUCUAGUUUGGAAUUCAAGAAAUGAAAACUCACAUACUUAUGAAAAACUUAAGGCGUUGGCCAAUUUCUUGUGGAGAACAGGUGGACCACGGAGUGAAGACCAUUUAAUACAUUCUGUCUGGGCAAAUUUUCAGACAUCAUCAAAUAAUAUAAUUUUUGGAGAUAGAUGGAGGUAUCUAUUAGGGGAAAGAGAUUUCUGGGAACAUGUUGGUGGAAUUGAUGUGUCUUUGGCUCCAUCUAGCUUUGGACAAGCAAAUACACGGGCAUUUGAUUCUUUGCUACGCAAGUUACAGAAAUAUGUCCCAUAUGGUGCAUCAGUCAUUGAUCUUUAUGCAGGAUCUGGUGUUAUUGGAUUGUCUUUAGCGUCCACAAGGAAAUGCAGUUCAGUUAAAUGCGUAGAAGUCAACCAACAAUCAAGACAGGCUUUUACGAAGACAGCUGAGCGCUUGCCAACCAAUCUUGAUAGCAGCAUUAGCUGGCACCAUGCUGACACUUCAAUAGAACCUCAUUCUUGGCUUGUUGGAGCUGAAGUAGUUGUGGUUGACCCUCCACGGAAAGGACUGAAUCCCUCUCUGAUUAAAGCAUUGCAAGCUGUGCCAUCAGGGACACCUAAAAGCAAGCUCUCAGAAAGUAAUGAAAUGACAAAAGAUGAAAAAAGACCCUGGGUUCUGCGCGCAAGAGAAGCUUCAGUUUUUAUUGGAGGAAGAACUCAGUCACGGGAAACCCAAACUUCUCCUCAAACUCUUAUAUAUAUAAGCUGUGGAUGGGAAAGUUUUAAAGAGGAUUGCAAUUCACUUGUAUCUUCCAAGGCAUGGAGUUUAGACAAGGCCCAUGGCUUCAAUUUCUUUCCUGGCACACAAAGUGUGGAGAUUCUAGCAGUUUUUAAGAGAUGGUCAAAAGGUAAAAGGGAUUCCGGAAAGAAGAAAAGACCCUCCUGAUGCUAGCUGUAUUGAGAGUUUGAGACCGAGAUUGAUUGUGAGUUUGUGACAGUUUUGAUAGAUUUCCAUGGACAUGUUUUCUUGAUCCAGGCCUAGAAGAAUGGUUUUGUAGUUUUCUUUUCAGGGCCUUUGGCCCAUAAUGGAAUCCUCCCCCCAGUACAUAAACAAGAAAGAAUAGAAAUGAAAUGGGCAUGGCCCUGGUUCAAAACGACACAAGCCAUGCAAAAGAGGCAGCCUGCCAAACUUCAAGCCGGAUGAACGAGUCUAGGAUUUAGCAGGGAAAAUGGAAAAUGUGACUAUGUGAGGGGGAGGUUUAAAGGAGAAAAAUGUGCAGCGGCCAAAGCAAGAUGUUGUCCCCGGAAAUUAUACCGUACCACCGGUUGUACUGUGUGGUUGGUAUAGUCUGGUAUUAUACCACCGGUUGUACUGUGUGGUUGGUAUAGUCUGGUAUUUUUGUAAUUAAUUUUAAUUCGGAGCCUAACAGAACCGGAAACAGAUCGGUAGAGAUUUUUAGAUCCAACAUGUUGGACAACGGAUCUCGCAAAACUGCGAAGACUGCGAGUGACAUAAAAGUGAUUCUGUUAAGAACACUUUCUGUAAAAACCAGAUUGCAAUUUCUAUUCUAGAAUUUUAGCUUGUGAUAUUUGGUAUUGAAGUUCAUUUGGGAUUAUCAGUUCGUUCGAUCAGUUCCAGCUUAAUACAAGGAUUUCAAUUUUCUGUUCUAGC